AUGGAAGGCAAGGAAGAGACGGAACAGAAAAUGCUGGAGAUAUUGGACGAAGAAGAGGAGGAGGCUGAGGAGGAGGAAGAACUUAGUUCCUUUAAUCUCAGCAGUGAGGUGCAUGACUUGGAAGACAGACUGUCACAGAUCCAAGUCCAUAUUCCUGAAUUUGUCUAUGAGUUUGACUGGAGUUCCAUCGACACCUCCAAUUUGCCAGAAUCCUACAGGACAAACUCACCUAAGGAACAGUUGCUACUGCAGGUGGCCGACAAUUUCUGGCGUCAGUACGCGCACCUCUGCCCAGACCGGGAGCCACUUUUCCUGCACCCUGUGAAUGAAUGCAAUGUGGAAAAAUUUGUGAGCACUACGGUACGCCCUACCCUGCUCCCCUACUCCGAGCUGUAUGACUGGGAUAGCUGUGCCCAUUUUGUGUCAGACUAUCUAACGAUGGAGCCCCUCCCGUCUCCGAUUGCACCGCCCAGUUACCUGUACUCCCCGACCACAAUUCUGCGGUACCAGAGAGGGAACUGCUUUGACUUCAGCAACCUCCUGUGCUCUCUGCUGAUCGGUGCGGGCUACGAUGCCUACUGUGUGAAUGGCUAUGCCACCCGGGAGAUAUGCAUGAUGGAUGAGACCAGGGAGGCGUGCCCGCUGUCGCAAAGAGCAGAAGAGGUGGAAGCCGUAAAAGAGAAGCCCAAGAAGUAUGCUGUCAAGCCUCUGCGGGACCUGCGGAGCAAAUUCGAGCUGCAGCAGGAAGCCAAGGAGGUAGCGAAAGAGCAGGCGGCUGAGGAGAAGAAGCGGAAAGAAGAGGAAGAAAAGACCGCGGAGGCAGAGAAGCCCAAGCCAGACCCUCUGUAUGGCCUGCGGGUCCAUGCCUGGGUUCUGGUCCUUUCAGGCAAGCGCGAGGUGCCAGAGAGCUUCUACAUUGACCCUUUCACAGGAAAAAACUACGACACCAAGGAUGACCACUUCCUCGGCAUUGAAAGUGUCUGGAACCACCGGAACUACUGGGUCAACAUGCAGGACUGCUGGAAUGCCUGCAAGGAUCUCGAGUUUGACCUUGGUGACCCAGUCCGGUGGGAGUUUAUGCUACUGGGCACCGACAAACCUCUCCUGUCACUGCCAGAAAUAGAGGAGGAGGAAGAAGGUGAAGAUGAAAUUGAAGACUUGAUGAAGGAAGAGGAAUCCAAGGCCUUUGACAUGCCAGCAUCUUGGGUUGAACCGAUCAGAAUAACUCCAAAAGAAUUUGAGAUGCGGUGUCCCCAAGGCAAGAAGGAGAUUUUGUACAGGAACGCCAAGUUGGAGAAAUGGGCACCUUACCUGAACAACAACGGGCUGAUCAGCCGCCUCACUCUCUAUGAGGAUCCAGAUUGUAAGCGCCUCCUGGAGGUGAAGGAAUGGUUCAAGAACCGAGAGGAUAUGAUGGAGAGGAGAGAACUGAAUAAGCAGACAGAAGUGACUACAGAAUACUUUGCCCCUGGACACGUGCAGGGUCUCAAAGUGCACGCCUACAAGACGAUGGAGCCUGAGACGGAGCGCACCAUGGAGUUUUACAGCGAGACGCGGGUGGACGGCCUUCAGAAACGAGUUGAGACACCCACAGACAUGGCAGAAUAUUUUGAAGGGCGGUCAGAUUUCCUGUGGUACCGACAUGCUGAAUUUGGCAAAAGAGCAAAGAAACCUCCCAACAACACACAGGUCAACACAGAAUCAAAUGCUCGGCCAAUUUUGAAAAUCACAGAGCGAUUCCGCAGGAAUCCCAAAAAACCAGCAGAUGAAGAUGUGGCCGAGCGCAUCUUUUUGAUCCUGAAGGAAAGAAUCCUCUUGACCUAUCACUACAAGAUGAACUACAUCACGGCCUCAAAGAGGGAGUUCAACAAACGAUCCGACGUGGACACCACUGGGAAUAAGAUCAUCAUGACUCAAGAUAUGUGCCUCAGCUAUCAGGCAGGGCUGACUGAAAAAGACGAGAAGUUGUUUCAUCUAUACGAAAUGAUGCUGCGCUUAAUGGAAGAGGAGAAGCUGUCCAGGCACCAAGUCUGGGAGUCUGAGAUGGAGGUUCUGGACAUUCUGAGGAUUCGAGAGGAAGAAGUAGCAGCCAACAAGUUGACUGUGGCCAUCUACGAUACAGAAAGGAAUGAGAAGAGCAGAGAACAGAGAGAAUUAAUGGAGCGCCUGAUGCAAGAGGAGCGCCAGCGGCAGGUGGAGCAGGAUCUCGACUACCUGGCCCCUUUCCUAAUCCAGAUGGGCGGAGUCGAGAAGAUGACCAAGUGGCUUGCCUUGCGCCUCAAGGAAGACUGCCUGAACGACUUCAAGCACCGGCUCGUCGACAAGGCCAACCUCAUCCAAGCCCGUUUCGAGAAGGAAACCCAGGAGCUUCAGAAGAAGCAGCAAUGGUACCAGCAGAACCAGCUUAACAUGACCUUGGAGGAUGAGGAUGCCUACUUAAGCUUCUGCUCUGAAGCCAUGUUCCGCAUUCGCAUCUUAGAGAACAGGCUCAAUAGGCACAAGGAGAGAGCCCCACAGAAAUAUGUAGCACUGGAAGAGAAACUGUGCAAGGACCCUCGCCUGGCGGAGUAUAUCAAGUUUUAUGCUUAA
This is a messenger RNA of Gekko japonicus, 2589 nucleotides long. It is a transcript of the gene DRC7, whose product is annotated as dynein regulatory complex subunit 7. NCBI's taxonomy places the organism in Eukaryota, Metazoa, Chordata, Lepidosauria, Squamata, Gekkonidae. Gene Ontology annotation, cellular component: motile cilium. Gene Ontology annotation, biological process: flagellated sperm motility. The record is from RefSeq and is a predicted model, not a curated record. The transcript has 17 exons. Bases 1 to 2589 code for a protein of 862 amino acids.